Molecule: messenger RNA, 6147 nt
Organism: Anguilla rostrata (American eel)
Lineage: Eukaryota; Metazoa; Chordata; Actinopteri; Anguilliformes; Anguillidae
Product: transcriptional activator GLI3-like
Exons: 14
Coding region: 392-5182 (1596 amino acids)
Biological process (GO): regulation of transcription by RNA polymerase II; smoothened signaling pathway
Cellular component (GO): nucleus
Molecular function (GO): DNA-binding transcription factor activity, RNA polymerase II-specific; RNA polymerase II cis-regulatory region sequence-specific DNA binding
Source: RefSeq, a predicted model, not a curated record
GGGGGGGAGGAGUCGUGGGAAGGAAAACGCAGCUGGAGAGCCACACGUUUCCCUCCUUCCCUACAUAAAACACAAGUACAGUAAUAAUACUCUAGUUGCGAGACCUUUUUCAGCACACACAUUUUUCUGCGGGUACAUUGUCUUGAGAAUUCUGGCAGGAAUGUAAAGAGUUUCAAUCAACUGAGUUGGGAACUGCUGGAAGGAGAGGGUGGGAAAAGACAAACUUCUCUAACAGCGAUUUUGGAUACGAUUUUAAAAGGGAAGUUUUUUGAGCGCAAGGUUGGCAACCGCGAAGCGCGAGACAAAUCUACACCUGGCAGGGCGAACAAAAUAAACGUUAAAUGCUAAACUGUCCUCGCGCACCAGGUGACAGGGUAAUGCGAGGCGCACCAUGGACGGCCAGUCCCAGUCCCAGACCAGUUCAGCCGCGGAGAAGAAGAAGAGGCUGGAGAGCAUCGUGGGAAGCCGACGGUCCUCCGGCCGGGCCGAUGUGAGCGAGAAGGCCGUGGCCUCCAGCACCACCUCCAACGAGGAUGGGAGCCCUGGGCGCCAGCACCACAGAGAGAGACGCAACGCCAUCACCACCGCCGCCGCCAACUUCGGCAAACCGUGCCAGGAGCCGCCCACCGCCGCCAUCGAGGAGCGCCCCCUGCUGGUGAAGACGGAAGCGCACGGCUCACUGCCCCAUGUGGCUGACUACGCCCUGCCCUGCCGCGGGAUGCUCUUCCCCGUGGACCCCCGGAACGGAUACCUGGAGGCCCAGUACUCCACGCCUGCCUUCUUCCCGCCGUUCCAGCCGCCGGUGCCCAUCGAUGACCGGCACGCGCAAGGGCGCUACGUCUACGAGCCGCCGCUGCACAUACCCUCUCCUCUGUCAGGCAGUCCCUUUUCGGACAUCUCCCUGAUCCGGAUCUCGCCCCACCGGAGCCCCUCGGCUGGGGGGGGGGAGUCCCCGUUCAGCGUGACGCACCCCUACGCCGGGCCCUACAUGGAUUACCUCCACUCCCUCCACAGAAGCCCCUCCCUCUCCGUCAUCUCCGCCGCCCGGGGGCUGAGCCCGCCUGACGUUGCCAUGACCGCAGCGGAGUACUACCACCAGAUGGCGCUGCUGGCGGGGCACCGCAGCCCCUACGCUGACCUCAUCCCGCCCGUGGGGCUGACGGCGGCGGCGGCGGCGGCGGCCGGGACGGGCGCCCUGCACAUGGAGCACCUGCACGCUGCCGAGGGGUCCCAGUUCCCCGGCCCCCGGAUGGCGUCCCGCCCCAGCCGCAAGCGGGCCCUGCCCGUCUCCCCCCUGUCCGAGCACAGCUUCAACCUGCAGUCCGUCAUCCGCAGCUCGCCCAACUCGCUGGCCAGCAUCCUCAACAGCUCCCGCUCCAGCUCCUCCGCCAGUGGCUCCUACGGCCACCUGUCCGCCGGCGCCCUCAGCCCGGCCCUGAGUUUGGCUUUCCCCCCGUCUCCCUUGGCGAUGCAUCACCCGCACAGGAUUGGACGGCCGCCGGGGAUCAUGGGCGCGGCCUUUGGCCACAGCCCGCCCCUCAUCCACCCCACCCCCACUUUUGUUGCCCAGCAACCGCUCCCAGUAGCACCCCCUGGACUGGGGUGCACAGACAGUGGAGCGAUCACCUCUGACUCCUCACAGAACAAGCCCACGAGCGAGUCAGCUGUGAGCAGCACAGGGGACCCCAGGCAGCACAAGCGCCCAAAGACCAGGCCUGAGGAUCAGCCGUCCAGCCCCGAACCAGGAAGUCUGCAGGUAGGGGCCAAUUUGGGACGAACUGGGGAGCCUUAUCGGCUUCUUAUCAUGAGCUUGUCUCUCUCUGUCCUUGUUUCUCUCAUCUCUCUCUAUAUAUAUUUCUGGAUAUAUCAAUUUCAUCUCUCUCUGCCCAUAUCAUUUACUAUUGGAUCUUUCACUCACUCACAUGCACACAUGCGUACAUGCACACACAGACUCACAGCACAUGCAAGCGUAGAACAAUGUGUGAAAAUUGUAAACACUUUGUCCCCUUCCCAUUCGGCUCCUCUUGACUAUAGUGUGGUAUUGUGUGCUCUCCCCCUGCAGCACAUAAACAGCGAGCACAUCCACGGGGAGAGGAAGGAGUUUGUGUGCCGCUGGGAGGAGUGCUCUCGGGAGCAGAAGCCCUUCAAGGCGCAGUACAUGCUGGUGGUGCACAUGCGCAGGCACACCGGCGAGAAGCCGCACAAGUGCACGUUUGAGGGCUGUGUGAAGGCGUACUCUCGGCUGGAGAACCUGAAGACUCACCUGCGCUCCCACACCGGGGAGAAGCCCUACGUCUGCGAGCACGAGGGCUGCAACAAGGCCUUCUCCAACGCCUCCGACCGCGCCAAGCACCAGAACCGCACACACUCCAACGAGAAGCCCUACGUCUGCAAGAUCCCGGGCUGCACCAAGCGCUACACGGACCCCAGCUCCCUGCGCAAGCACGUCAAGACCGUGCACGGGCCCGAGGCCCACGUGACCAAGAAACGGGGCGACGCCCACCCCCGCCCCCCGCCGCAGCCCCGGGACCCCGGCGGCCACGGCCAGGGCAGGCCCCCGGGGCAGGCUCCCCACGGGGGGGUCCCCGACCGAGGGGACUGCAGCCGCGCCGCCCCCGAGGACGCCUGCGUGAGGGCGGUGAAGACCGAGAAACCUGCGGCAUCUCAGCCUAGCCCUGGCGGUCAGUCUACACACAGCAGUGGCCAGUCCCCCCUGAGCGCCCGCUCCGGUAGCGAGGUCCAGCUCUCCCUAAGGUGGUGCCCCGUGGGUGAAGAGGAGGAGGAGGAGGGUGAUGAAGAAGCUCCCAUAAUGGACUCCACCGUGUCAACCGGCACCCUGGCCCUGCGUGGCCGUGGAAACGCUGCCCCUCUGCGGUGGGUGGAACACAUCAAGGUGGAGCGGCUGAAGCAGGUGAACGGCAGCCUGCCCCGCCUGAGCCCCACGGCGCCCCCUGGAGGCCCCGUGCUGCCGCCCAUCACAGGGGGAAGGGGCAGCUACGGGGGAGUGUCCCUGCGGCCGGAGCUGUCGGGGACGGACGUGACGGUGCUGAGCCUGCUGAAGGAGCGCCGGGACAGCGGGGGCAGCGCGGUAAGCUCCGCCUACCGGAGCGCCAGCCGCCGCUCCUCCGGCAUCUCGCCCUGCUUCUCCAGCCGCCGCUCCAGCCAGGCCUCCCAGCCCGAGGCCGGCCACCACGGCCACCCGCGGCGCCACAACCUCAGUGCCACCGACUCCUACGACCCCAUCUCCACCGACGCCUCGCGCCGCUCCAGCGAGGCCAGCCAGUGCGGGGGAGGCGGGCCGGGGGGCGCCCUCACCCUCACCCCCGCCCAGCACUACCGCCUGAAGGCCAAGUACGCGGCCGCGACUGGAGGUGCUCCCCCGACACCGUUGCCUAGUAUGGAAAGGAUGAGCCUGAGGACUCGCAUGGCCAUGAUGGGGGACUGCCAGGACACCGUUCAACAUGCACUGCCCCCGCUGGCGGGGAGGACUCAUCGCGGCAGCUAUGGGAGAAAUGAGGUCUGUGGUGCAUUCCCUCAAGAGGUCAUGGGUAAUUCGCUGAGGAGGGCCAGCGACCCAGUCCGGACUCAAAACCACGACCCCCUCAACCUGCCCAGGGUGCAGCGUUUCAACAGCCUCCACGACCUGAACCCCCUGCCCCCGCUUCCAACUCACCACCUCCCCAUGGAGGGUAGAGGCCCGAGCCUUCAGGGGUACAUGCGCUUCAAUGGGAACCCCCAGCCAGGCCCUCCCCCGGCCCAUCCAGAGAGCAUCAGGGAAAACACGGAAAUGGAGACCCUUGCAGUCAAGCAGAGAGGAGGAGCAGAGGUGAUCGGGGUCCCUCUGCUCGGGGAGGAGGACAUGCUGCCCGAUGACGUGGUGCAGUACCUCGUUUCUCAGAGCCAGGGAGGGACGUACGGAACAGCCUCCGCCGGUACGUCUGGGAGCAGGAACCCUAACGGGAUGGCAUUGGGUCAGCCGUACCAAAGCUCGGGACGGCAGGCACAGGUUGGCGACUCCGGUGUGGAGGCCAUGCCCGUGCAGUGGAACGAGGUGAGCUCAGGGAGUGCAGACAGGUCACCCGAGAUGUGGAGCCAGAGCGCCGGCAGCCCUUUCAGCGCAUUUGGCAACAUGAUGGUACAACAGCAGCAGCAGCUACCGCCAAUGCCCAUGGAGGUCCAGCAUCCAUAUUCUCACCUCCAGAGUGACUUCCAGGAGGUUAACGUUGACAGAAGUUUCACUGAUCACUGCUGCAAGCAGGAGACAGAGGCAGUUACCCGAAAUCCAUGCAGAGCCGCCUCCUUAGAGGUUUCCCAUGAGAUGCAAAUGAGUAAUCCGUCCAUGCACCAGGUAGCCCAGGCCACCAUUUCCCAAGUGCCCAUGCGUCUGAUGCGGUCGGCCUGUCCAGGUCCACCUCAAUUCACCAAACCUCAAGCCAGCUUUCAGGAGAAUCAGUCUGCACACAGGCUAUUUCACAGCAACCCAUUGCUCCCAGAGGCUGGAUCACAAGACCCUGCCACACACAUCCACUUCCAGGGAGUAUCCACACAGCAGCUGCCCAGUGGAGCCUACAGGAUCUUAGCCAGACAGCAGGGCAACCCGACCAUGAGGAGUACUGGCAGUAACCCCACUCUCAGCCAGCAGCAGGGAUUGAGCCUAGCGGGAGCAAGGAGUGGGAGUACGACUAACGACUUGCACACCAGUCAGUUGAACCUGAAGAUGGAGGAUCGUCCCCAGGCUGGCCCCUCAACCCAGCUGCAGUUAGGCUUCCUCAGCCAGGGUUUCCAUCACCUCCAUGCCUCGUCCUCCCAACUGCCCUCCUUCUCCAGUUCCCAUGGCAACAUCCCACCCACCGCCACCAACAACCCCGCCCUGCCCUCUCCAGGGAACGGCCGGGUGACUAGCACGGCAGAGGACGCCGCUGCAGGUCCCUCGAAUGGUGCGGCGCUUGAAUUCGACGCCGUCUUAGACGAUGGGUACGAACGCGGUAGCCUGUUCUCGGAGGUCCUGAGCCCCCGUGUGUUCAGGAACCUCUCCCGGACUUCGUCCCGCCUCGCUGGCCCCCGUGCCUCUGUGGCCGUGCACAGCAUGCCUUCUGGAGUCAGCAACAUGGCCAUCGGCGACAUGAACUCUCUACUCACCACUCUUGCCCAGGAAAGCCAGUUUCUUGCUGCGAUGCAGUAGGUGCUCGGCAGAUUGUGCAUCUGCAAAAAAGGGAAUGUGGAAGAGGAGAAAGGAAAAUGUUUUCGUUGUCGUUUUAAACUAAUCCCCUGAAAGCAGGGGGGGCACAAGACCUGUGUAUUUCCAUUUUAUGGAAUUAAGGCUGUAUUCUGGCCCUUAUUUUAUAUUGUUUUAUAAUAAUAAUAAAUUGAAGAAGGUCCUUCAACCCAGUUAGACUAAAGCAGAGUUCUGCAAUGUUGACGUUUACUUGCCAAGACUGUUGGCAUGAAUGUGCAAAUGCAUUCAAUAUCAAGGUCAAAUUUAAACUGGUUUUUUGCUUUGUCAGCACCUUGAAGGGCAGGAAGUUGUCCUCAUGUCAACAAGUUAAAACGGGUAAUAAACUGCAUUCAGAUCACUCCAAAAUAAUGUUUUUUUUAUUUACCAUGCAUCAAAUCAGUGUUUUAGUGAUAUACAAUGAAUUUUCCAUGUAAUUUGGUUCUCUGACAUUCCAGGUAAAUAUACAGUUUUCAAACAUGACUAUUUUCAAAUCUUUUCUUUUAAAGACACAGUACAGUCCACUGGCAACCCGUGAGUAAAAAAUGGGAGAGGACAAUAAGUUCAAUUAAGAAUUUUAAAUUCUUCAUGAAAAUUGUUUGGAAAACAAGUCUGUCGCCUUCAGUUGAAUAUUGUGGCUAGGCCUUAUAUGAAGACAAUAUUUCUGCUGUUUUCAUGCACUUAAAAAGGUUCACUGCAAGUGCGCAGACUUGGAGAGACCAUCAGUUUCUUUAUUACAAACAAAGGUGCAUGCCAUGUAUAAGAGGGCUCAUGUUUUGCUAUGAUGUUUACGCACUUCACAUUCAGUUAUGUUUUAGUCCGGACCUGCCUCCAGUAUCUUACUGUUAUAGUGAAGAUGAUUUAAUGUAAUCCAAUCCCAUUGUUACCAUCUACAUAAUUAUUGUUACCACAUUAAAGACAGUUUAUAAAAACUA